Molecule: messenger RNA, 2169 nt
Organism: Didymodactylos carnosus
Lineage: Eukaryota; Metazoa; Rotifera; Eurotatoria; Philodinida; Philodinidae
Source: the annotation of a GenBank genome assembly
AUGUUCAGUAAUCAAAAUCGAAGUUCCCCACUGAAUGAGUCGGAUGCAUCAUCAGAAGCAUCUGAUGAAACCUCACGUGCAACACCCAGAUCAAAUCAAGAUUCAUGGUAUGAUGUAAGAACAGUAAAUGACAGCGGUAGUGCUGGACAACAAAUACCAUCUUCAAAUAACAAAAAUAAUAGUGAUACAUAUGAUAAACGAUAUUUACAACAACAAGAAAAAGGUUCAGACAGAUCAAAUAUACCUCAUAUUCUUGAUGAAGAUCAAUAUUCUAUUCCAUCAACAGCUACCACGACAAGCGUAUUUGCAAGCAAUGCACCCGACAGAGUCUCGACAUCGACAACAAAUUCAAGUGCAGUAACGGUGGUAGCACGAGGAGGAAAUAACACUGGUGCUCCUCGAUCAGGAAGCAACAGAUCAGGAGCGAAUCAGCAACAACAAAGAGCCACACCCCAAACACAAGUUACAAAUGUAGAAUGGGUUAACCCGUACUGGGAGAAAAAUCGACAGCCAAGCAAAACUUCGCAAAACUCGUGGAAAAAUCCAUAUUGGCAGAAGAAUGAUACCAAGGAGCAAGAAAAUAAUGCCGUCAGCAGAAAUAAUCGUCCAUUUUCACAAAAUUCGCAACAAAAUACGCCAACCCGUUUAAUACCUGGUUCAAUACUGAUUAAUGAUCGUGGUGAAAUCGAUAAUUCACACGAUAAUGGAGAACCACAACUCUUUUCGUCUUCUCCAUCAAAUCGCAUUGAUUCAACCUCAAGUACUGGGACGUAUGCACCAGGAACUGUUUACAUUCCAAACGGUGGCUAUCUGGCACCAACUAUGCAUCGAAAAUCUAACAAUGGUCAAACAGCAUCUUUUCCUGAAUCAUCACAGCAAAAUUCAUCACAAAAAAGUUCAGCACAAUCACAGGAGCUGUAUGAUGCGCUGGCGAAUAAAAAUGACCAGUCGCUCAAAAAUCAAACACCGCAAAAUUCGACUACGUGGAGCAACCCAUACUGGAAUAAACCAGGUGAAUCAAAACAAACUACACCCUCAUUACAACCAACGGAUGAUAAACGAUCAAUUUCUAGCAAUAAGCAAGAAUCCUGGCAAAAUCCGUACUGGAAUGGAUCAUCGCCAAAACAAUCAUGGGAAAAUCCGUAUUGGAAGAAACAAUCACAACAAAAUCGCACUUCUACCUCAAACACACAGUCUUCUCCAAAGUGGACAAAUCCCUAUUGGUCAAAACAACUGGGGCAACCACAAAGUACUUAUCAAACAACUAGUUACCAUGAUGUUGUACUGAUGAACGCGUGGAUCGAAGAUAGUGUAAGCCCAUCAGAACAUCGAGUUCCCCCAAUCCCAUCAUUUUUUGAAAGAAUCUAUCCACCAUCUCAGCCAGGAGAGAAUAACAGAAAUAUUUCUACCCCUCAACAACAGCAACAACAACAACAACAGCAGCAGCAACAACAACAGCAACCACAACAACAGCAACAGCAGCAACCACAACAACAGCAACAGCAGCAACCACAACAACAGCACCCGCAGCAACAGCACCAGCAACAACAGCAGCAACAACAACAAUCGAGCGGACAGUCGAAUCUUUCCGAUGAUGAUCUUCCGUUCACAACUGAUAGUAAUGGGAUCAUCCGAUAUGAUGCAAGGCCCCGUAUGUUUGAUCCCACAACCCAAACGUAUUCGCCAGUGAUUAACGGAGCUCUUAAUGAAAACUUGUCAAGACCAAAGGAUGUAACUGAACAGAUGGCUGCUUCAUCGCCAUUAACCCACAUAGCAACAAAUGAUCAGCAGAACAGAAACGUUACAUUUGCUGCACAAAUGCCACCUCAUACAUACAAUUAUAAUAGUAACCAAUUACUCAAUAGCAAUAUUUUGACGGAAGAUGAUAUUGAGACAAUCCAAGGGGCACUCAAGUUAUUACAGUCUAAUCCAAAUGCGUUACCUGUAAUCAAUACUACAGCUCCCAGUUCCUCUGUUCCAGGAGUCGCUGGAACAUAUCCAGGUCAAUACCAGCCGACAGGCCCCACAAGACAAUACCAGCCGACGAGCCCCACAAGUCAAUACCAGCCGACGAGCUCCACAAGUCAAUACCAGCCGACGAGCCCCACACGCCAACACCAGCCGACAAGACCAGAACAAGCACAUGCAUCACCAAUUGUCUUAAUUUGA